Messenger RNA from Perca fluviatilis (European perch), 2965 nucleotides. It is a transcript of the gene rassf9, whose product is annotated as Ras association domain family member 9. Gene Ontology annotation, biological process: signal transduction. The transcript has 2 exons. Bases 115 to 1419 code for a protein of 434 amino acids. The record is from RefSeq and is a predicted model, not a curated record. NCBI's taxonomy places the organism in Eukaryota, Metazoa, Chordata, Actinopteri, Perciformes, Percidae.
GUCGGAACACCCUUCAACUUUUCUGAAACACUCCACAAAGUGUCCGACGUCCUGCCAUGUUGGGACUGUAACGCAUUUCGGAUUGCUGGUCGAUUUUCCUCGCGCUCCUGAGUCAUGGCUCCGUUUGGAAAAAACUUCCUGAAAGCUCGACAGAAAAACAGAACAAAAGAUGCAGAGCCAGUGGAAGGAAAGGAGAUUCAGGUUACGGUCUGCAACGAGGACAAGGUUGUCUGUGGAGUAACAAAGCACACAACAUGUGCAGAUAUGAUUCAGGCAUUACUGGAUGAUCACAAAUCAAUCCCAGAGAGCAAGCGGCUCCUGCUCGGAGAACCCAAAGACUUCUGUCUGGUUGAGCGGUGGAAGGGUUUUGAGAGGGCCUUGCCUCCUCUCACCAGAAUCCUGAGACUCUGGUAUGCCUGGGGUGACCAGAGACCCUUUAUCCACUUUACUCUAGUCAAAACCAGCGAUUUUGUGCCUCAGCCCACCAAGAAGGGUGGAAAGUCCAAGGGGGCCAAGGCAAAGCGAUGGGAGCACGGUCAUACUCAGUCACUGCCCGUGGAGAGACAAAAGCGCAUGGUGAAGAAAGCUUUCCGGAAGCUGGAAAAGCUUCACAAUGAGACCAAGAGCUCCCCGGGUGCUGACGAGGUCGACCGGAUGGUGCAGCUUAUUCUCAACCAGGACCACGCCAUCCGGGAGCAGAUUCAGCGCAUGAGGGAGCUGGAUGUGGACAUCGAGCAGUUGGAGCUGGAAGUGCAGAAGGAAGCUGAGGCCGAGAGUUCCCUGGCUCAGGCUGCUGGUCAGAGUUUGGAGGCGCACAGCGACAAGCAGCUGCAGGAGUACCUGUACAACAGCGACGGAGUCAAACAGCUUGAGCUGCAGGUUCAGAGGCACCAGGCGCUUAUCCUCCAGCUGUCCCGGGACAUUGACGCCGAGCUGAGGACGGCCAACUUCCCACGGAGCCAAUAUGAGGACAUUGAACAGGAAGGAGCCGCGGCCGCUUCCUGGAUCCCCUUGGAGACAGACGAAUCGUUCUACGCCGCUGAACUCGAGAGGUUGCAGGAUGAAGUGAAACACAGCCUCUUCACAGGCGUGUCCCUGCACAACCAAGCUGCAGAAAUAGACAAGCAGCUGAAGUACUGUGACGCUACGUUGGUCUCCAAGGAUCAGGAGUGCUGGCAGCUGGCUGCCCAACUGAGCUCACUGCAAAUUGGGGAUGGCGAAGAAGAGGAGGAGUCCAGUCCUGUCCCUCUCAAAAGUGAGACUCAGGGCAGCAUCUCACAGACAGUGAAACUCAAGCACAGCCUGUCCCCUCUAGACGUUACGGACACAGACUCAGACACUGGGAUUAGCUCCACACACAGUCAGGACUCGCUGUCGCCAUGUCUCGACUUCCCUCCACCCCUGGACACAGACGUUUGAACAACCCAGUUGACCCUGCAAUUUAUUGUUCUGUAUGCACUAGCCCCCAGUGUGUGCCUGUCGUGUGUUUUCAUUACAUUUCAGUCACAGAGCUAAGCGUCUGUUUUUCUGAAAGAUAAAUCCCUGGUGGUCUUUUAUGAAACAUGAAGAUAAUUUAUUUAGAGCUAAAACACUUAGUUGAUUGACGGAAGAUAAUCAGCAAUUAUUGUGAUAAUAAAUAAGCAAAAAUGCCAAAUAUUCUUUGGCUUCAGUUUCUGAAAUGAAAGGUUGUACUGUUUUGACUCUGUCGUGUAUGUUAGUAUAGUAUAGGAUAGUGAAUGUCAUUGGGUUUUAGACUGUUGGUCAACAAAAAAAUGCAACGUGAGGAUGUCAAUUUGGACUACUUAGUCCAAUCCAUUAGCUGAAAAAAUAAUAAAUGAAUGAAACCUUUAUUUCAUUCAUUUGCUUUGCACAAAGAGCAUACAAUGAUAUAAAAAAACAUCAUCAACCAUACACGAGAGCACAUAAUAUAACAGGAAACAAAUGCAUCAUCAAUCAAUAGAUUGAGUAAUUGUUUUUGCCGUUUUGAUGGUAUUUUCUCAAUCAAAUAUAGAGAUGGAAGCUGUAGGUGAAAUACAUCCAUGUAUUCAUCUACAAAGUUAUUGCCGUUGUGUUUUGUAUGUUUCGUCUUGUGCUGUUAAAAAAGGAGCAAGAUGACACAUCACUUUUGGAUUGUAAAAUGAGUCUUUUUUUUAAAUCCAGAGGGACCAAAGAAUCUUUGAGGAUUCUGGAAAUACCUUCAAAAAACAGCUGCAAUUGUUGAAUAACCUCCUGGGUUUCUUGCUAAUGCAAACGGAUGCUUUGGUCUUUGACCUAAAUGUAAUGAUAAUACCUGCACAAAACUGGAGCUAUAUGUGCGCCAGCUUCGGUCCAUCACUGUUUAUGGCGGCUGGGUUUCCCGACUUUUGAGUGUACACUUUUACGACUAUUUUACCAUCUAAGGUGUACAAGGCUUAGUUACUUAAAAGCAUUUUUUUUAUUGUUUCAUUUCUUAACAAUGGUGAAUGUAUGCUUCUUUUCUUUCUUAAGGUUCUCAAGCUAUUUAUGAAGCUGCACUUCUUUGUACACACUUAAGUCUAUUAACAAUGUUUUAUAUUAAAACUGUUUUGGAUGUAGAAUUUAAGAUUUGUUAAAAAUGUAAACAUUCCUCGACUACACUGUAAACAUAUUGCUGUAACCACUGUAAAUGAUUAUUCUUAUGACACAGGCACAAUGUGUAAAGACUAUUUGAUGAAAUAACCGAGGCAAACAUAUUUAUUUAUCAUGUAAUUAUAUUUUACACAUGAGAUUGUAUUAUGACUGUUUCCCCUCUGAGGCAAUGAUCUCCAUCUGCCACUGAUCUGAUUAAACACAUUAUAUUCAGGGCCAAAACAGCGCAAACAUCUGAAUUAUAUCUGUGUAAUCAUGAGCCUGAAAACAACAACAACAACAACAACAACAACUAUGAUAAAGUAAAAUGUACAUUUCAACUUUCAUAAUAAACACUAAUACUGUAAAUGUCAAGUAA